Lethenteron reissneri (Far Eastern brook lamprey) is the source of this 1703-nucleotide messenger RNA. Its product is annotated as aquaporin-3-like. The record is from RefSeq and is a predicted model, not a curated record. Gene Ontology annotation, biological process: glycerol transmembrane transport; water transport. Gene Ontology annotation, molecular function: water channel activity; urea transmembrane transporter activity; glycerol channel activity. Lineage: Eukaryota; Metazoa; Chordata; Hyperoartia; Petromyzontiformes; Petromyzontidae. Gene Ontology annotation, cellular component: plasma membrane; basolateral plasma membrane.
CAAAGUGCGCUCGGGGAGAGGCGUUCCGAUCCCGGCUCCGGGAUGAGGAGCGCGCGACUCCAUCCCCGCGCGCCUCUCCUCCUCCCCGCGGCGAGACGGCGAGCGCCAUGGGCUCCCCAGGGCCGCUCUACUCGCGCCUGUCGCGGGUCAAAGUGUCCAAUCCCGUGCUGCGAGAAGCCCUCGCGGAGUUCAUCGGCGUCUUUAUUCUCAUCCUGUUCGGCUGCGGCUCAGUGGCCCAGGUGCAUCUGAGCCGCCACUCCGCCGGGCAGACUCUCGGCAUCAACUUCGCCUUCGCCUUCGGGGUGGUCAUGGGGGCCCACCUGGCCUGGGGAGUCUCGGGUGCGCACCUGAACCCCGCCGUCUCGCUCUCCAUGUCGCUGCUCGGCCGCUUACCCUGGAGGAAGCUCCCCGUGUUCUGCCUCGCGCAGUUCCUGGGCUCGUUCGUGGCGGCUGCCACCGUCUACGGCCUCUACUACGAUGCCCUCAUGGCGUUCAACGGCGGGAACCUGACGGUGACCGGCUCCGGUGCCACGGCCGCGAUCUUCGCCACUUAUCCCUCGGAACACCUGUCCAUCGCCGGCGGCUUCUUUGACCAGUUGCUGGGCACGGCGGCGCUGCUGCUGUGCAUCAUGGCACUCCUCGAUUCCAAGAACAACGCCGUGCCGCGCGGCCUGGAGCCGCUGCUCAUCGGCCUGGCGGUGUUCGGCAUCAGCCUCUCCAUGGCCUUCAACUCGGGGUGCGCCAUCAACCCCGCGCGAGACUUCGGCCCCCGCCUCUUCACCGCCAUGGCGGGAUACGGCAGCGAGGUGUUCACGGUGGGCCCCCAUUGGUGGUGGGUCCCCAUCAUCGCCCCCCUCGUGGGGGGCCCGCUGGGUGCCCUGUGCUACAUUUUGUUCGUGGACCUGCAUCACAUCGCCCCGCCGGAGCUGCCCCCAAUGGCGCUGGAGCCGCUGGUGUCCGACGAGAACCACCACAGCAAAGGCAGCUACGUCGCCGUGAAGACGGGGCAGCAGCCAUAGGCGGCUUGCCGGGCCGUGCCCACGGCCACCAGUGACGACUCGUCGCGGAGGCCGCCCCAAUGUGAUGUUACUUCCCCGCUCAACGUGCACAAAGUUGCAUGGCAAGCUAAGGGAGAAUUAGUCGCAACAAUAAUAAUAAUCACAAUUUACAUCCAAUCGUUCUCAGGGCGCUCUGCAUGGCAAGGCGGAAAAUAGUUUAACAACAAAGUAAAGAAGAAUUGAGAAAGACGGUUGAACCUGUAGGAGUGUCACGUGGAGCUCACCAGAUGAACUGAACCGCCACCCGGAGCCGGAAUGAUCGGGGACCCAAUCAUGAAUGUUCUAAUUAUUAUGAAUGGCGAAUUUGUGACGAUUCCACUUUAUUUAUGAUACGCAGUGGGGAUGAAUGCUUCGUGUGAUAUAUAUAACCCGUCAGAUAAAAAUAACUGUUUGUAUUGAUGCAAUCUUAAAAUGUAUAUUUUGUAAAAACUUGAUGUGAAAUGGUAAUUAUACUUUUUUUUCGGAUAAAUUAUCGUGUAAAUAAGAUCCGUGCUAUUGCGGGAGUGGGUUUUGUCCAGGUGAAAAUAGCGGCACACGCGUUACCAAUCCACGUACUUUAGUUUCAACUGUGUUAAAUUAACGAUGCACACACACACGAUGUUCCUUUCAAACCUGAAAAUAAAUUCAAAGCUCAUUAACGUGUUA